Messenger RNA from Parnassius mnemosyne (clouded apollo), 723 nucleotides. NCBI's taxonomy places the organism in Eukaryota, Metazoa, Arthropoda, Insecta, Lepidoptera, Papilionidae. The record is from the annotation of a GenBank genome assembly.
AUGGAUGAAAUAAAAAAGUUACUAGAAAAUAUGCAACGAGAAAUAAAACAACAGAAAACUGAUAUGCUGGAAAUGAAGGAAGACAUUAAAAUUUCAAUAAAUAACAAUAUUAACGAAAAAUUCAAAAACUUACAGUUAAAAAACGAACUACUUGAGAAAAAAAUAGAGGAACAAACUAUAGCUAUAAACAACUUCGAGAGACACAUAAGACGAAAAAAUCUCGUCAUAUUUGGAGUAGAGGAACAGGAAAAAUCUUACCACGAACUUGAAAAACGAAUAAUCGAUAUAUUAAAUACCAACUUUAACCUGAAAUAUGACAAUAACAAUAUCGAAGCUGUUAGAAGACUGGGAAGAAAAAGUGACAAGGUCAGACCAGUAGUGAUAACUUUGAGUACAUUAGGAUUAAAAAUAUAUAUCCAGAAAAACAAAAAACGCUUGGAAAAAACACCUUACUAUAUAAAACAAGAUUAUCCCAUAGAAAUACUUAAAAAACGCAAGGAAUUGCAAACUCAAUUAAAAAAGGAAAAAGAAUUAGGCAAGAAGGCAUUAAUUAAAUAUGAUAAAUUAAUUGUAUUAAAUGACAAAGAAAAGAAGAAAUCCCAUAACAAUGCCAGCAAAAGAAACCUUUCUGAGUCACGGGAAUUAUCCGAGCCAAAACUACCCUGCAACCCCGGAAACAACACCCAAAAACAAGCAAAAUAUAACCAGUACGACACAGAAUAG